GCGUAACUCAAGUGAGGGAGUGGAAGUCAGGGACAGGCACUACCGAGGUAGAGGUACCUAACCUACAGGUACAAAGAGGCAUCUUUAGGUACCGCGGUCCCGGCGAGCGACGGAAACGAAGGAAACGGAAACCGGCGGUGUUACCAGAGACAUUGGCGUGGCGAAGAACAGGACCAAUGCGGCCAAGUAGCAGGCUGGUCCAGCGCUACUAAGACACUAGCUGGCCACGUACCGCUACCGUAAACCACAACCAGAGGCGAACCAAGAGUCGAAUACGACAACCCAGCCCGUGCGAACCACCACCUUCUCUCGUUCACGCGGCGAACCCGCGUUUCCGGACCGCCCGGACGCCUCCCGAAUUUCCCACGACCGUCGAGCUCGUCCAGCGACUGGCGCGUCAUGUCUCAGGAAGACCUCUCCCGAUAUCUCAAGCAGACGCACGACCGCAUCUUCGAGCGCAACCGCGUCUGGGCAGACGCACAGCGGAAGAGAGAUCCCGACUUCUUUGUCAAGCUCUCUGCCGGCCAGACUCCGGAGUACCUCUGGAUCGGAUGCAGCGAUUCGCGGAUCCCCGCAGAGCAGAUCACCGGUCUGGGGCCGGGCGAGGCAUUUAUCCAUCGCAACAUCGCCAACCUCGUCGUCAAUAACGACCUCAAUGCCAUGAGCGUCAUUGACUAUGCCGUCCGGCACCUGCAGGUCAAACACAUCGUCGUGUGCGGGCACUACGGCUGCGGUGGCGUUAAGGCCGCCAUGACGCCCAGGGAUUUGGGGCUGCUCAACCCCUGGCUACGGAAUAUCCGAGAUGUCUAUCGCCUGCACGAGCAGGAACUAGACGCCAUCGCGGACGAAGAGACGCGCUACAACCGCCUCGUCGAGAUCAGCGUCGUCGAGCAGUGCCGCAACGUCAUCAAGACUGCUGCCGUUCAGCAAUCCUACGCCAAGAACGGUUUCCCGAUCGUCCACGGAUGGGUAUUCGGUUUCGAGGACGGUCUGCUCAAGGACCUCAAGGUUGACCACGAGGCCAUGCUACACAGCAUUCAGAAGAUCUACAAUCUCACUGAAAGCUGAUCCGAUCGCUCGAAAGGCGGUUGAGAGGGAGGCCGUCUGCAAUAUGUAGGGUCGGGUACCAUUGUCCCACUGCCUGUGCGAUCGCGUACGGACCAGAGAAUCCGCAGUCGUGUUGAGGGGUUAAAUAAUAUCUUGGCUGGAAGAGGCGCAGUCAUAUUUAUACGCGGCACUACUCGUUCGGCCCGUACUCUAGGUACAGGUUGAUAUCGAUGUUAUGCCUCGUUUUUUUGCAUCCCUGGCUCAUCGUUCGACGUAGCAGCAGCCUUUAGUGGAAGUUAGCUUUGGUAUCGUCCACUAUCGAACGGGGCGGGGGUGGCUUGGCUGUUGAGCCCCAUCAAUAGCGAUUUUUAGAUUGUCCCACCACCUGAGGUAGUGCGAAGCCCAAGGCUGGUUAAGUGCUUGAUGUCUUGAAAAUUAGGUA
Molecule: messenger RNA, 1489 nt
Organism: Durotheca rogersii
Lineage: Eukaryota; Fungi; Ascomycota; Sordariomycetes; Xylariales; Xylariaceae
Product: carbonic anhydrase
Exons: 2
Coding region: 400-1068 (222 amino acids)
Biological process (GO): cellular response to carbon dioxide; cellular response to oxidative stress; carbon utilization
Cellular component (GO): cytoplasm
Molecular function (GO): zinc ion binding; carbonate dehydratase activity
Source: RefSeq, a predicted model, not a curated record